Messenger RNA from Anarrhichthys ocellatus (wolf-eel), 5900 nucleotides. RefSeq names its product taperin (gene tprn). The transcript has 4 exons. The coding region runs from base 166 to 2730 and encodes 854 amino acids. Lineage: Eukaryota; Metazoa; Chordata; Actinopteri; Perciformes; Anarhichadidae. Gene Ontology annotation, molecular function: phosphatase binding. The record is from RefSeq and is a predicted model, not a curated record.
GCGAGAGGAGAGAGGAAAAAAACAGACGGUAGGGAUGAGUGUGAGGUGAUCGGUGCUGCAGGUACAGUCAGAGCCGGAAUCAGGUUUUACAGCCGCACCAGACCGCGGCAUAGCGCCUCAGAGCCGGCCUCUCUCCUCUUCAUCCCCUCCAAACAAACCUCCGCAAUGUCUGGCGGAGGGGAGCUACGCGUCCUCCGCCAAGAGCCCGGGCAAGAGAGCCCGAGGAUGCCGGCCUGGAAGCUAGAGAUCUUGGAGAGGAGGAAGGCGAAGGGCGGCGGGUCUGGAGGAGCCGGUGCCGCGGAGACAAGCCCCACCGGCGCGGGCUCGCAGCGGCUUAACGGCGAGCAGACGGGAAAUGUGAACGGCAGCAGUAGCAGCGGUAGCGGCGGACCCAAAAGAGACAGCGGACCGAGUUGCGGGUCCGGGCGAAGCUACACCAUCACCACCGCCAGUCAACACUUCGCGAACAACAAAGAGCCGCGGCCGACGGACGCGGAGAGGACGACACCGAGGGAGGACGACAGACGUGAGAACCUGGUGCUGCAGGAAAGUCUGGGCCCGCUGGAGGAGAACCCCUUCAUCAAGCUGGAGAAGGAGCGGAGGAGGCGACAGGACCGAGACAACGCCACUCGUCCGGUCCAGCACAUCCUGGAGCUGUAUGGCAGCGUACCCGGUAUACGGACUAUCCGCGCCGAGAACAUUAUCAUAAUUGAGUCGGACCCGGAUUACUUUCCGGAAGCUGGAGGGAUAAAAAGCGGAUCGAAAUGGCAGCAAAACGGCGUCAGUAGUUACAGCUCUCUGAACGACCUCCUGGACCGGAGAGGGAGUGCUGUUACUGAGAUAAGAGCCAAGGAAGUGGUCAUUUAUGACACCACGAUAAGCAAGAGCGAGGAGAACUUGAGCACCUUGGGCCGCCCUGAUCAUGAGGCCCCAUCAUAUGAGACAGGUGAGGGUCAAGGCAGGGUUAGCCGGAUGCUGCAGAAGUUUGACAGCAACUAUGGGAAGCUGCAGAAGAAGUCCCGCAGCACGGAGAACCUGCUGGACCUGGACUGUAGUGCCAGCAGCAGGCCACGACUCUGGGCCAAGCCACAGCCAGAUCUGGUGCCAAAGGCCAGACCAGGCCCAUCUGUCAGAAGCCCGGGCAGCAGCCAGCCAUCGUCGCCUGUCUUCCCGAGUCCUUCGUCUUCCAAACCAAAGCCACAGCCUGCUGUCUCCGAGCUUGGCAGCCCCCCUCAGCCCGUGUCUUCCUACCGUCAGUGGUUUGAGGAGAGUGAAGGCCAAGGUACGGCUGUCAGCCCCGGGGAUGAGCCAGACAGGGGGCAAACCAAGCUCUUCAGAGAGAGAGACUGGGAGGGCUCUGUGGGGCCACCCACACCCAAGGUGCCAUGCUCCCCAGAGACCCGCGGAGUACGUGCCGAGUCCCCCACCAGUCCCAUGUCGUUCAAGGUGUCCCGCUCCUCAUCUGACUUUGAGAUCCGUCCCUCUAUAAAGCCAGACCUCACCCGAAUACCUGACGGGGACACACAGGCACGGGCCCUCGCGAACCUGCGCCUGCAGUCCCGUAACUCCUUCACAGUGAUUCCCAAAUGCCGUCCUGCUGCCUCAUCUGCAACAGGCAGCCCAGUACCGUCCAGCCCCGUCAAGUCGUCCCCUUCCCACAGAGUGGCAGAGGUGCCCACGCCAGGAGUGCCAACCACCCACACCCCCAUGCCCACCUUGACGCCCUCGAAGAGGAAUGAGGAGAAACUGUUAGAGGAGAAGGAGGUCAAGAGGUCGGUGAGGGUAUCAAAGCCUGAACCAUCUCCUGUUGCCACAAGUCCUGCGCCUCCUCUGACCUCAGAACCUCGGUCUCCAUCUCCCUCUCUUACCCCAGCUCCCUACUCUCCACCUGACCUGUCUUCACCCCCCUCUUCUCCGGCUGUCCCGUCUUCACCCUCCUUCUCUCCGGUCCCCUCGGACUCUCCAGCCCUGUCCCCCGUCCCCUCUGCCCCGUCCCCGGCUCCAGAACAACCCCCCGUGGAUCAGCUGCCGGUAACAAACAUAGACGACAUUGAAGUGGAGCCCCAGCAGCGCGCCCCUGCUCCCAGCCCCAUGCAGAGGAGAAAGAACACCUUCACCGUGGUCCCUAAACGUCGGGUGGAGCCCGAGGGCCAGUCGAGCUCAUCUGAGCCCCAGCAGCAGGAAGCCUCCAGUGAGGCCCCACCGGGGUCCACGCCCCCACAGGCCCCCUACGCUCAGCUGGGCUCCCUGCUGAAGAAACGCUACCCCGCUGCGGAGGAGAUUGAGGUCGUCGGCGGGUACCUGUCCCUGGAGAAGUCCUGCCUCACCAAGACGGGCUCCAUGGGCAAGAAGCUCAAGAUCUCCUUCAAUGAGUCGAGCCUCCAGAGUACAUAUGAGUAUCCCUCAGAGAGCAGCGCGUGGGACAGCGGGGACGAGGACGAGGACGAGAAGGCAGCGGACGAACAGCCGAGCAUGGUGGGACGCAUUCACAUCCCUCGACCCAGUUUCACCGGCUCGCUCACCCACUCGAACAACAGCAACGACCUUUCCAGCUACAUUCCCAAGCACUCGGUGGACUUCAGCGCCUGGCAGGAGCACAAACAUGAGGAGAGUGUUUACCAGGAGGACGCCACUUCCCAACAGACGCAGAUGAGCGAGGAGGUUAUGCUCACACCGGCAGACAGCUCGUCCCUGUCUGACUACAGCAGCGAGCCCGCCCUUUACUUCUGAUCCAUCGGACCGAUCAGCUGUACAGUAGCACCACACCUGUGGGACCAGCCUGCAGCCGGAGCCCGGCGGGGUCCGCCACUCCUGGGCCUGGACUGCCUCCAGCUCGACACUCCAGCCGCCUCUAAGCACAUCUUCCUGAUCAGACAGGAAACGUAGUGUUUUUUGUUCCUUUUUUGUUGUUUUUUCGCUAAUCUCCUGCCACGGAACCGCCACACGCCACGUUAUCGACCGCAUAUGGGAGCAGAGGAGCUGUUUCGAUUCCCACCCUCUUCCUGACCUGAAGCGACACAUCCAAAAGCAGCUGGACUGUGUUUUCCCCAACGAUCCUCGGACAGUUGAUCUGUCGGCCUCCCUUCCUCAUCCUCGCUAAACUAAAACACAGGACAGGAUCAAGUGGAUUGUCAGAAAAUCCAUUGAGACGUCCGCCGUCCCCUCCAGACUCUGGAAGACGUUUACUGGCUUCACCGUCCCCCCCUUCCCCCUGAUUCCCUGCUUCCUAGUCUCCUUGCUUCGGGUUUGUUGGAGAGACGUUGACAAGCGAAGGAGCUUAAAAAAGCGAGUGACCAAACUCCUCACAAAGGACAGGAAGCCGCCAGUGUCCACGUGUAGGAAACGCCACGGUGACAGAGUUCAGUGUUAGCAUGGAAACAUGUCAGUAGGACGUGGAGGACGCGUCUGCUUGUGUAGAUCGCCGGCACACUCAAAUGGUGAAAGGGUGCCACAAAUGUAGUUCAUUUUUUGUCUUUUUUUUGUACCUGCAUGUUUUGAUUUGAGCCAUCAGCUCGGUCGGUUCUCUUUUACUGUAAAGCCUUUUUUGUGUUAUUUUUGUAUGUUUUCUGGCAAACUUCUGCUGUAACGAAGCUGCUGGAAGUUCAGUGUGAAGAGCCUCAACAGCAAGCAAACUUCAACACACACUCCCCCUCUUUUUGUGGCGAGGGGGGGGGGGGGGGAGAAUAUGCAGCCAAGGGAAGAUUUCUGUCGUUCGGCAAUUUCUGAUUACACGCUUGGAAAAAAAGUGACCUUCGCCAAUGCCGUCUGUACGUCCGUAUCGCUGGUGACAAAAGGAAACCAUCGCACUGUAGAAUGGUUCUGUGUAUCCUCUAUCAAAAGCUGUUAGACCUUCUGACACCUUUUUUGUUAUUUUUCUGGCUUCUCGUGUAUUUAUUCCUGCUUAAAGUUGAAGUUUGCAUGUCUGAGACCUGCUCGUGUACAAAAAAAAAACAAUUUUGUAAAGACAAAGUUGCUGGUGCGGAAGGACGUUUUGUUAUUGUUUUUCCAGUCAGACCUCAUGUACUUUGACAUUCCACGAAGAAAAAAAGCAGCCGGUCCAUCGAAGUAAUGAACGCAUCAGCGGUUAUGAUCGUUCUCAAUGUGGCACGUUUGUCAGAGCGAAUGCAAGACUGUGUGUGUGUUGAGAGAAUAUGUAAUGAUUUUUUUUUUUAAUUAAGAAUUUUUUUUUUUUUAUAUAUAUACAAGAAUGCACCAAGUUUCCAGAUGAUUUUUCUUUGUUGUUUUUAAACUCAUGAUGCCAAGUGAUUAAAAGUGUUGCUGUAACGGCCUCACGUUCAUUCUCUACCCGCCCUUCAGCCAGUAUUGUUGUACAGUUUCUCAGAAGUACUUCUGUCCUUUCUUUCAUUUCUCCAAUCAACAUGAAAUGUGCCGAGUCCUCACGGUUGGAUUCUGCUGUUGGGGGAUGAGGUGUUUGUCUUUUAUGUCGUCCGGAGUCUUGGAUGUUAAAUGUCUUCGCACCGUCUUGCUUUUAUCUUUGUGAAGGAACAGAGCGGGCGACAAGAGGACACGUGCACUUAAAACAGCAAGACCAGUUGAAGGGUUUUGUUUUAAAUCUAAAUGAAUGAAUGGCAUUGUGGGACAGAACUCUGCAGCUGUACAUGAUGAACGCACUGCCGAUGAAUGCCACGUUUUGUUUUUUGUACUGUUUGCCACAGCCUUGCAUCAAAAGUCUUAUGAUCGUCAGCCUUGUCGCUGUGACCACAAACCGAAGCCUGAGUGUCGUUUCCCACACAGGUCCAGGGCUUCAUCUUUGUCCUCAAGUUCCCCCGAAACUUCCUUCUGCUGAGCCGUGGUUAUUAACCAGUUGAGCUGAGAUGUCUCUUUCAAGCACCACACCAGUGGUUUUGCAUGUUUGAGCCCAUUUAGUACAAGUCACAUAUACUUUACCGCUACCUAUUUUGCAAACCGUGCUACUGUGGUUAAGAAAUUUGAAUGUAUUUUAUUUUUUUUACCCAUUCCAGGUGUCCGUUGGUUUCCACCCAAUUUCAUGUUAUGAAAAUUCACCAGAAGCCUCUUGCUUGUCUUGUAAUAGUCAUCACAAGAGAACAUCAGGUUCCUUUACUGUUGCAUCAGAAUAGGCUGGGUACCAUUUCUAUACAAAGUGAUCCUUUUCUUGAAACCUUUCUCCGAUAAAACCUUUCAGAGAAAGAACUACACUCCACUACAGACGCAUUUAAGUCGGUACCAAAAACUAUUGAUGUUCAAUAUCCAGCCCUGUGAAGUGCAGAGCAGCCUUUUUAAAUGAAUCUACAUCAACCUACAUUAUCAUAAUGUAACAGUAACUAAUGCACCUGACAAUAUUCAAUGCAGGCGGGAUUCAUGGUGAUGGAUCACACAACUCAACACAGUUGACCGAUACAUUUUCAUACCACGAGGAAAUGAAUGGAAACCAAUGGCUGCUUGAAACGGCGGGAAAAACCCAGUCGGGAACAACGUGAAGUACAUGUGAUUUGUGAUUAAGAAGCUCAAAGUCCCCCAAACACACUGGUACGAGUCUUUAAGUUGACUUUGACCUUCGAUGACCAAAGCAGGACGUCUACUCUUUGUGGGAAUCUUAAGCUCUCUGUCUUUGUGUGCGACAGUCUGAAAAGACAGCAGCGAGACCGUUUCUGGUGGCCGGUAGUGGGACACUCGACUUGACUUCUGAAGUGUACGCGCGGCCUCUCACCGUUGCAAAGCGAGCGGUUUGUGUUGUACACUGGUGGAAGCUCCAUCUUGUUCCUUUUACCCCCCCUCCCCCUGUCUGUAAAUCUACAUCGCAGCAGAUGUGCUUACUGUAAAGUUAUCGUCAAUGACUUGGGCAAAUAAAACAAAAACGAAGUGAUGUCAUACUUGUACAAAUGAAGGCUCAAUAAAUAGAAGACUUGAACAAAUGUAAA